AUGGGUCCGCCCGUGAUUCAAAAGGCCGUCGCGAGGACCCAGGACUGCCAGAAAUUGGCUAUAUUAGAUUGCGAGGAUGUUCGAACUCCAGCCGAACUACAUGACAUCCAAGUAUGGGCCCGUCUUGUACAGGAACGGUCAGUGCUAGUCAAGCUGGUAGGCGUCUGCUACGCGGAGGCGAGAACAUUAGAUGAGGUUGUGGAGACGGUACAACGACGCCACGACCCCAAAUGUUUAGUUCCCAAAGUCUUUCCCCAACCAGGCUUCCCGGAACCUAACUUACUGGAACCUAGGCUCCUGGCGUCGAGCUCUCCACAACCGGAUUCGUCGCAACCGGAUUCGUCGGAGCCCGUGGAGCCAGCUUGUAAGCAGCGCCGACUGGUCGACCGAAUCAAUCGAGGGUUCACACGCACAUGGCUGCGGGAGGAGAUGGAAGACUACCGGUCUUUUGCGUGGUAUUGCGAUACCGCUGGUUACCAGGCGAGUUUGGAACAGCAUGUUGAGAACAUGAAUAGUUUCAGAUUUUUGUUUGAGCCCCACUACAGGGCAAAUCUGAAGAAGCCAGGUGUGGAAUUUUGUAUCCUUCAGGAGUUCAAUACCCACUCUAAAGAGCCCGUUUGGUGCUGCGUUGGAAAGGUGUUGACCAGGGUACUGAAGAACUGCCGGGUUACCUCCCCCUACUUGCUUCCCCGCAGACCGAUCCUCGGACCUACGACGCUCGAUACCGACGCCAGCUUCAUCAUGUGCAACCUCGCUGAGGUCAAGGCCGGAGACGUUGUUUUGGACCCCUUCUGCGGUACCGGCUCUAUCCUCAUCGCUGCCAGUCGCUUAGGCGCCGUAUGUUUCGGAUCCGAUCUGGACAAGAGGGUCGUGCGAGGCUGGGGAGUCGCCUAUCUCAACCGGGC
This is a messenger RNA of Gregarina niphandrodes, 905 nucleotides long. RefSeq names its product putative methyltransferase. The record is from RefSeq and is a predicted model, not a curated record. The annotation marks the transcript as partial. NCBI's taxonomy places the organism in Eukaryota, Apicomplexa, Conoidasida, Eugregarinorida, Gregarinidae. The transcript has a single exon. Gene Ontology annotation, cellular component: cytoplasm.